CCCGUAAUAUACGUCAUCAGUUAAGCGCGUGUGCGUCUUUCCUUUUCAGGAGUUGUAGUUGUGAAAGCACAUCUAACGUUAGCUUACACUUGUGAGCCUCGGCAGCCACAACAAGCAGGUUGAACCGUUUCCAGUGCUGGAUAAUUCGUCGCUCUUACCCUCCGUGGUUUAAGGAAAGUCCAGCUUUUGUCCGAUCAUGGCGGAUUUCUCGCUGACAGAUGCUUUAGUAGACGAACCAUCAAACCCGCCUAAGAUAGACAAUACCAAUCGUUCUGUACCAGACAGAAAUCCCCCGCCUCAUUCAAACCCAGGAUGGCCUGCUUCUGCCCCAGGAGCUCCCAUCCAGCCCACAGCACCUGCUGACUUUAGUGGCGGAUUGUCUGGCCCAGGUGCACCAGGCUCAUUCUCAUAUCCCUCAGGUCCUGGAGCACCAGGGCAAUACUCAGGACCUCCUUCAGCACCUGUUGGGUUCCCUGUUGGUCCUGGUAUACCUGGGCAGUACCCACCUGCACCAGGAGCUCCAGGCCAGUUUCCCUCAAGUCCUGGGGCACCUGGGCAGUUCCCUGGCCAGUAUCCCCCUGAAGGAGUUCCAGGACAAUUACCUGGAGGCCCUACUCCUUACCCAGCUGGACCUUUUCCUUCUGGCCCUGGAGCUCCUGCUGGACCAUAUCCAAAUGUGCCUUUUCCUGGUAGUCAGCAACCAGGAGGAAAUGGGAUGUACGGACCAGGAGGUCCAGGCACAUUCCCAGCUCCAGCUGGCCCCAGUUCAUUUCCAGCAUUCCCUGCUGGUGGGUUUCCCCCAAUGCCACCUGGAUCAUGGGGAGCACCGGCAGGAGGUGGUUUUCCUCCUGCACCUGGCCCUUUUGGGUCCAGUCCUAUGAGUCCAUAUGGGGGGCCAGCCUGUCCAGGAGGCACAUUGAUGUUGCCGCAUGAUCUCCCCCUUCACGCUGGAAUCAUGCCGCGACUUUUAAUCACGAUAAUCGGAGAGCCUGUUCCUGGUGCAGUCAGGUUCAAUGUUGACUUCAUCAAAGGUUCAGAUGUGGUUUUUCACUUUAACCCUCGGUUUCAUGAGCAAACCAUUGUGAGAAACUCUAACUUAGGAGGUUAUUGGGGGCCCGAGGAGCGCGAAGGACCCUUCCCCUUCGUUGAGGGACGCCGUUUUGAGCUGAAAAUCCUGGUGGAGGAGGACAUGUUCAAAGUGGCGGUAGACGGCACCCACCUGCUGGAGUACGAGCACAGAGCCAGCGGCCUGGAGGAAGUGACCUUGCUGCGAGUGGAAGGAGACAUCAUCCUCUACAGCGCAGCCCCAAGCAUGAUCUGAACCUGGGAUGGAACCGCACGCUCUCCAGGAAACCCAGCUCAAACCUUAUCCGUGUGUUUGAAAUCUUUUCAAAUGCACUCAGUCGCAACUGAUAAAAUUAGCAAGGCACUAAAGUCAGCAGAGGGCAGCUGACGUUGCACAUUCAUCACAGAGCAGAAGGCAAAUUAGACCUGGUCUGGAAGGUCUGCGCUCGAUAAUCAGUUUUCCUUUUCUUCGAUCUGGACAGUAUCUCACUUUAAAGUUCAUGUUUUUUUCUUUUUUUACAUAAAUGCAGUUGAUGUAUGUAAAACAAACUAACUUAUACUAAAUGUAAGGAUUGUAGGUGGGAAUAGUGUCAAGUGGUCCGAACCUUUCAAAAGAUUUCCACUACUAAGUGGUGUUUUGUGAUUAUUCUGUCCAUUAUAGGAAUUAUGGGAGUCUUUCAUAGUGCAUGAAAGUGUAAUGCUGAAAAUUCACUCUGUGUCUUUUUAUUUCAGCAAGACGCGUGUAGUCAUGACGUUUCUUAAAGCGUAUAUACAUGAAUCUGUUCCUCCUCUCCUGUCGUAAGUGGGUCACAGGAACCGAUUAGUAUUCUGAUUACAUGUUGGAGUAAACCCUUAAAGGGCACAAAUAGUUGAGUAGAAACCAGGAGAUCAGGAUGGAUGGACUUUCCAACUUGCUGCCAAAGAUGGACGAAGCAGUAUUUUAUGACCAGAGGAAAACUAAAGCUGACUCGAUAAAAGCUGUUUGGUGCAGAUUGUAUGCUUCUACUGUGCUGCCUGCCUGCAUCCAUAAUAAACACUGAUUCCUUUGUUUA
Messenger RNA from Nothobranchius furzeri (turquoise killifish), 2117 nucleotides. It is a transcript of the gene lgals3a, whose product is annotated as lectin, galactoside binding soluble 3a. Gene Ontology annotation, cellular component: immunological synapse; cytoplasm; nucleus. The record is from RefSeq and is a predicted model, not a curated record. Gene Ontology annotation, molecular function: laminin binding; IgE binding; carbohydrate binding. NCBI's taxonomy places the organism in Eukaryota, Metazoa, Chordata, Actinopteri, Cyprinodontiformes, Nothobranchiidae. Gene Ontology annotation, biological process: negative regulation of endocytosis; negative regulation of extrinsic apoptotic signaling pathway; macrophage chemotaxis.